Molecule: messenger RNA, 2846 nt
Organism: Oncorhynchus gorbuscha (pink salmon)
Lineage: Eukaryota; Metazoa; Chordata; Actinopteri; Salmoniformes; Salmonidae
Product: probable assembly chaperone of rpl4
Exons: 13
Coding region: 844-2106 (420 amino acids)
Biological process (GO): cell division
Molecular function (GO): protein binding
Source: RefSeq, a predicted model, not a curated record
UAUUUAACUCCCCCAUCGCUCUAUUACACUGGUCCAACAGCCCUGGCAAACGGUUAGCUGUCUAGCUAACUACAAUCAAAUACAGAACUGUCACUGCGCACACGGCCACGGUCCGGAUAGCUAACCUUAGCUAGCGUUGUGGUUUACUCUUCAACUUUCCAGGAACUGGUGCUUCGCUUCCCUUGUCAAACGGGGCCGGUGGCAUCGGCCACAACGAAGCUCCGUGGCAGGGCAGUCUCCCCGGUCUGACCAGCGGACAGAUGGGAGAUACGAGCAUCAACGUUAGUUAGCUACCUAGCUAGUAAAGUUCAUGUUAUGUGGGCGCGUCUGACCGGCUAUCUUAGCGUGGGCCAAUAUCUCCAGCAAAGCAGCGGGCUUAAACUAGUUAGCUGCCUGGUCAGCUGUCCAGAUUGAUAACAAUAUGUUAGGGAGCCAGACUGUUAGUUGACUGCUCAAUUCUCCUUGGUCCAAGUCGUAACGUUACCUUGCUACUAGUAGCCUGCUAACGUUAACUCGUUAGUACCAAUUUGCUAUGUUUUAGCUAGCUAAAUGCAUAACGUUUUGACGUUCCAAAGAGCGCUGAGGCGGUGGCAGUUUAAAUUCAGGUCUGCAAUGACGCUGUUUGGAAAUGUGUAUUGAGUGAAGAAAACGCUCGUAGCUGUGGAUUGGUCCAAAUCCAGAAUGUUCUUGAGGUAUGGGUUCCAGCUUGGCAGUCCAUUGCUGCUGGGUUAGCAGUACUGAGCAUGUGCACUCACACCCUACGCGUGGACAAAUUUGUCCCCAAUAUUUUUACAGUGAUUCUGACAUAAAUUAUAAACUUGAUUACAAAUCGUCAUUGUUGUAAUGGGAGGCCAAACCAAGGGCAAAAAGAAGAGCAAAGCCAGGAGGAAAGAUCCGCGCUCUAACGGAGGCCCUGGAUUGGCAGGUCUGUCACCUCAAGAUAGAAUGAAGUUGAAGAUGCAGGAGAAAGCCAAGAAAAAAACUGCUGAAAAAUAUACUGUCGAACAACUAUUGGAGAAGACGGAGGAGUGUAUGGACAGUUUGGAGUUUGAGAUGGCGGGGAGGUUCUGUCAGCGAGCACUAGAGGUGGAGCCUGACAACCUCCUUACCCUGGACCUGCUAGGACACAUCCACUCUGAACUGGGAGACACACAGAGGGCCAAGGAAGUGUUUCUGCAUGCAGUGCAGUUGAGUCCUGAAGAAGGUCAUAGUAAAUACAUGUCUCUAGGGCAGAUACACACAGGCCAGGAGGCUGUGCAGUACUACACCAAAGGAGUACAGAUACUACUGUGUAUGCUGGAGAAACACGCACAAGCCACAGCAGGAGCAGGAGCUGAGGCAGCAGCCUCUCCACUCCAGGACUCGGGGUCAGAGAUCCCGAUAGCCAGACACGUGUGUGUGGCCUACUGUUCUGUGGCAGAGAUCUACUUCACUGACCUCUGUAUGGAGGAGAGGGCAGGAGAUCAGUGUCGAGAGGCCAUAGAACAAGCGCUGACCUAUCAGCCUGACAACCCAGAGGCUCUACAGCUGAUGGCCAGCUACCUGUUCAGUACAGAGAAGAACCAGGAGGGGAAGGAGUACCUGAUGAGGAGUGUGGAUGCGUGGCUACCUGCCCUGAAACAGAGUGAAGCUCCACCCAGCAGAGAGGACAUAGAGGAGGAACACGCACAGAGUGACAUCCCACCAUAUGAAUCCCGCAUCACCACGGCCAAACUCCUCAUAGAGGCAGAAGAGUACGAGACAGCAGUAGAUGUGUUGGAGGGUCUGCUAGAGGAAGAUGACGAGGUGGUGCAGGUGUGGUAUCUCUCAGGCUGGGUUUGUUACCUACAGAUGGAGGAGAGAAGAAGGGAGGAGAGAGAAGAGAGCGAUGAGGAGAGGGAGGAGCGUGAAGCAUUGAAGGAGGCAGCCAGAUCUUACCUGACCAAAGCCAAGAAGCUGUAUGUGAAGUUGCACUGUGACGACGGACCCAUACUGGAGCACAUGGAGCAGCUGCUGGUGGAACUGGGGGGUGAGACAGAGGGGGAGGAGGAGGAGACAGACCCUGCCCUGGAUGAAGACUUUGAGCCCAGCAGUGACGAUGAGGAAGAGGACGCCAUGGAACAUUGACCACACCCCUCUCUCUCUACCAGUGAUCUAGUGGUAAAACAGUGGGUUAGUACACGCUGAGACGUUCGUGGUGAAUAAAGCAACACUAUGUUUCCAACGUCUUUUUCUGCGAUAGGUGGGGAAAUAAAAAAUUAUGUAAACAGCGUUUAGACUGCAUACCACUCUCUACUUUUAUAGUGCACUAUUAACUCAGACAUUAAAUAAAGGUAAAGUUUAUAAAAAUGUAGUUUAUAAAGAUCUCUUACCUGUCUCUGUACACCUCACAAACUAGACCCAGAUGUGACACUUUGUUGGAAAGCAGCAGAGUUGCGAGUGCGACAGUCGAUGGGCCCUUGAGAGAGGAUGAAUGGGCCCUUGAGUUUUCUCUGAAUCUUUCUCGCUCGCUAGAUAUUGUCUGUAUCGUGUUCUCAGAAGUGCCUUUCUGCUGUUCAACCCUGAGUUUCCCAGAAUCAUAUGACCUCUCUCUCUGUUAUAUUAGUGCUGAAUUGUUUUCCAUAUUAGAAAGGAGUGAUUGACAUGUCGACUCGAGCUUUGUUUCCAUUGUCCUGGAAAUAACCAGUUAAAAAAUAACUUGAAUACUGUUUUGAGAGAAAAAGACAAAGAACAAUCUGCUUCUUUUUUUAAAUUUGUGUUGUAAUAAUGAGGGGAAUGUUUGCUUCCCUUCAUGACCCAGGCUCACUUUAGAAAGAGAUUCCAAUAUGAAUGUGACCUGCUAAAAUAAAGGACUAACACAGAACAUA